Molecule: messenger RNA, 1185 nt
Organism: Daucus carota subsp. sativus
Lineage: Eukaryota; Viridiplantae; Streptophyta; Magnoliopsida; Apiales; Apiaceae
Product: aldose reductase
Exons: 8
Coding region: 54-1010 (318 amino acids)
Cellular component (GO): cytosol
Molecular function (GO): aldose reductase (NADPH) activity
Source: RefSeq, a predicted model, not a curated record
AAUUAUUUAAAAUAUCGAACCAAAAAAAAGUUUGUAGACAGUUGAGAAGAAAAAUGGCGCAGCUGAAAGUGAGCAGAGAAGAAAAGGGGUUCGGGCUGCGGAGUGGGCACAGGAUACCAGCCGUUGGUUUAGGGACUUGGCGUGCAGGUUCUCAAGCUUCUGAUUCUGUCUUCACCGCUAUUCUUCAGGCUGGCUACAGACACAUUGAUACUGCUUGGCAGUAUGGAGUUCAAGAGGAGGUGGGACAUUCUAUCCAGGCUGCCCUGCAAGCAGGAAUUGAAAGGAAGGAUCUAUUUGUCACAUCUAAAAUAUGGUGCACCGAGUUAUCACCGGAUAGAGUCCGUCCAGCGCUGAUGAAUACACUUCAAGAACUGAAACUUGAUUACCUUGACCUGUACUUGAUACAUUGGCCUUUUCGCUUGAAAGAAGGUGCUGACCGACCUCCAAAAGCCGGGGACAUUUUGGAUUUUGACAUGGAAGGGGUGUGGAGAGAAAUGGAGAAUCUUGUAAAAGAUAAACUUGUUAGGGAUAUCGGUAUCUGCAAUUUUACUUUAAGUAAACUCAAUAAGCUACUAAGCUUUGCACAAAUUAUGCCUUCAGUAUGCCAGAUGGAGAUGCACCCAGGCUGGAGAAAUGAUAAGAUCCUUGAGGCAUGCAAGAGGAAUGGGAUUCAUGUGACUGCAUACUCACCAUUGGGUUCACAAGAAGGACGAGAUCUCAUCCAUGAUCCUCUCGUGCAAAUGAUAGCAGGGAAGUUGAACAAGAGUCCAGGGCAGGUUCUUGUGAAGUGGGCUAUUCAGAGAGGAACCAGUGUGAUACCCAAGUCGGGCAAUCCCGAUAGGAUUAAAGAAAACAUAAUGGUUUUUGAUUGGGAAAUCCCAGAACAGGACUUCCAGGCUCUUUGCCACAUAACCGAUCAGAAACGAGUAUUAGAUGGUGAAGAACUCUUUGUGAACAAGGCUGAAGGGCCUUUUCGGAGCGUAGCAGAUGUUUGGGAUCACGAGGACUAGUCUGUUCUCAUGCUGGAAGAACAGGCUGUUUAAUACUGUAGUGUUCUAUCCUAGCUUUUUCAUGAUGCUUUAUAAAAUUAAAGUCUUAGCACUUUUAAAGCUGUCGAUGUGGUCAUUCGCUCUUUGUAUCACUCGUUUGUGUGUAAAAACACUUUGCUGGUUGAAUGAUAAACAG